Molecule: messenger RNA, 3202 nt
Organism: Sorex araneus (European shrew)
Lineage: Eukaryota; Metazoa; Chordata; Mammalia; Eulipotyphla; Soricidae
Gene: MOXD1
Product: monooxygenase DBH like 1
Exons: 12
Coding region: 74-1948 (624 amino acids)
Biological process (GO): norepinephrine biosynthetic process; dopamine catabolic process; octopamine biosynthetic process
Cellular component (GO): secretory granule membrane
Molecular function (GO): dopamine beta-monooxygenase activity; copper ion binding
Source: RefSeq, a predicted model, not a curated record
CUCCCGCUUGCUGCCUCCCCGCUCGGGCCAGUCGGAGCCCAGGUGGUGGCGGGGCGGCCCGGAGCGCCCGAGGAUGCGCGGCUGGGCGCUGCUCCUGCUCUGGGGGCUGCUCCCCGCGGGGGGCUCAGCGGGCGCCCUGCCGCACCGCAGCCAGCUCGACGCCGACGGCCGCUACUGGCUGAGCUGGGGCCCGCGCGGCGGCCGCCUCGCCUUCCGCCUCGAGGUGCGCACGGCCGGCUACGUGGGCUUGGGCUUCUCGCCCACCGGGGGCAUGGCCGCGGCCGACAUCGUGCUGGGCGGGGUGGCCCACGGGCAACCCUACCUGCAGGAUUAUUUUACAAAUGCAAAUAGAGAAUUGAAAAAAGAUAAUCAACAAGAUUACCACCUAGAAUAUGCCAUGGAAAACAACACACAUACAAUAAUUGAAUUUACCAGAGAACUACAUACAUGUGACAUAAAUGAUAGGAGUAUAACGGAGAGUACUGUCAGAGUGAUCUGGGCCUACCACCAGGAGGAUGUGGGAGAAGCUGGUCCUAAGUAUCAUGAUUCCAAUCGUGGCACCAAGAGUCUGCGGUUAUUGAAUCCUGAGAAAACCAACAUGUUCUCUACAGCCACAUCAUACUUUGACCUGGUAAAUCAGGACGUCCCUGUUCCAAACAAAGGUACAACAUAUUGGUGCCAAAUGUUUAAGAUUCCUGUGUUCCAGGAAAAGCAUCAUGUAAUAAAGGUUGAGCCAGUGAUACAGAGAGGCCAUGAGAGUCUGGUCCAUCACAUCCUGCUUUAUCAGUGCAGCAGCAACUUUAAUGACAGUGUCCUGGACUAUGGCCACGAGUGCUACCACCCUAACAUGCCCGAUGCUUUCCUAACCUGCGAGACUGUUAUCUUUGCCUGGGCCAUCGGUGGAGAGGGUUUUUCCUAUCCACCUCAUGUUGGAUUAUCCCUGGGCACUCCAAUAGAUCCUCAUUAUGUUCUCCUGGAAGUCCAUUACGACAAUCCGACAAAUAAGGAAGGUUUAAUAGAUAGUUCUGGACUGAGGUUAUUUCAUACUACAGAUAUAAGGAAUUACGAUGCUGGGGUGAUUGAGGCUGGCCUUUGGGUUAGCCUCUUUCAUACCAUUCCUCCCGGAAUGCCUGAGUUCUUGUCGGAGGGUCACUGCACCCUGGAAUGCCUGGAUGAGGCACUGGAAGCUGAAAAGCCAAGUGGAAUCCAUGUGUUUGCUGUUCUUCUCCAUGCUCACCUGGCUGGCAGAGGGAUCAAGCUGCGUCACUUUCGCAAAGGAGAGGAGAUGAAAUUACUUGCUUAUGAUGAUGAUUUUGACUUCAAUUUUCAGGAGUUUCAGUAUCUAAAAGAAGAAAAAACUAUCCUACCAGGAGAUAAUCUGAUCACUGAAUGUCGUUACAACACUAAAGAUAGAGCCCUGAUGACAUGGGGAGGACUAAGUACCAGGAAUGAAAUGUGUCUUUCAUACCUUCUUUAUUACCCAAGAAUUAACCUCACUCGAUGUGCCAGUAUUCCAGACAUUAUGGAGCAACUCCAGUUUAUUGGUGUUAAGGAGAUCUACAGGCCAGUCACGACCUGGCCUUUUAUUAUCAAAAGCCCCAAGCAAUAUAGAAACCUGACUUUCAUGGAUGCAAUGAAUAAAUUCAAAUGGACUAGAAAAGAAGGUGUCGCUUUCAAUAAACUUGUCCUCAAUCUGCCUGUGAACGUGAGAUGCUCUAAGACGGACAAUGCUGAGUGGUCGAUUCAAGGGAUGACAGCGUCCCCUCCGGACAUAGAAAGGCCCUACAAAGCAGCACCUCCGGCAUGUGAAGCCCCUUCCUCCUCCUCCUCCUCCUCCUCCUCCUCCUCUUCCUCGUCCUCCUCCUCAUCCUCCUCAGCCACAUGCAGGCGCUGCUUCCUCCUGACGCACCUGUGCCUCGUGAUGCUCAGCGUGUGGCCCCGGUCCUGAGCUCGUGCCCGCUGAGCCACCACCGUCCACACGUCUCACUUCAUGCGCAAGUUAGAGACACUUGGGUCUGGAAGGCUGAGCCCGGGGAGCAUGGAGACCCUCCUGUCAGGCAGCUCGUUCCUCCCCAGAAGCCCGGCUCCCAGCGCCCGGGGAGGGAUGUCAUUCUCUUUCUCUUCGUGUCCUCAGACAUCUCUGAUGUCAGCUGUGCGCUGAAAGCUACCCAGCAGCACCAACCUGGCUGUUUCUUAACUGUUUGAAAAAAUCAGGGUGAGAAGAAAAUGAAGGGGUAGUUUAUUUCCUUCCGCAUCCCACUUUAACGGAACAGUCAGUGUUGCUCUUUUAUGCUUUAAUUUGGGGGUCUGUACGCCUUUGAAAAACAUAAAUCUCUGUUAACAAUAUAAAGGGGGCACACUCCAGGUCCUGGCAGAUACGACGGUGGUUCUUUAUGUAGCACCUGCCUCUUUCUGGGAAUUCUCCAGAGGCCCCUCCCCACAGUGCUUUCUGGGAAUGCUACGAUCAGCUUCUUUAUCCAGAUUUAUUGGCAUCGUUCAUCUCCCCCAAACCUAUUCCAAAGGUGGUGUUUUAUUCUUUUGUCCUUGAUCUGACCUUGGCCAGGUGUAGUUUUGGCUUGGGCUGCAUCAUCCUUGCUCAGAAAAGAAAGAAAAGGGAUGUGAAUUCUGGUCCAGAAGUGAGGUAGACGGCGGUGGCGGAGGAGGAUAAUGGAGGCCCUGUGCAGGGAGGGAGGGGUCCUUUGUGAGGUUGCAGGUCAGGCUGAGCAGUGUGGGCCCGCCAAGGAGGUCCGAGCUGUGAAGUGCUCGAGCAUCACACUGACCCUCCAGGUGUCACACACACUGCAGACCGACUCGGUCUGUCCCAAUUGCUCUUGUAGGUGUAUUUCUGUCUGCUCAUAAACCAACUUUUUCUAAUAAAAUGGUCAUCAAUUAGAAAGACUUGCUUUUUUCUUUCUCUUUAGGUAGAUCAGCUAAAUCUUUUGUGUCCUCCCUUCAUUUCUUUUCUUUAUUUUUUUUCCGAUUUUUGGGUCACAGCCAACAAUGUUCAGGGGUUACUCCUGGUUCUGCACUCAGGAAAUACUCCUGGCAGUGCUUGGGGGACCAUAUGGGAUGCCAGGGAUUGAAUCUUGGUCAGCCGUGUGCAAGGCAGACACCCUAUCCCUAUAUUAUCGCUCCAUCCCCUUCCCUCAUUUCUUAAGCUAAAUAUUUUUGGAUCAUAUAUAAAUAAACUCAAUAAGGUUAA